This is a messenger RNA of Anolis carolinensis (green anole), 6541 nucleotides long. RefSeq names its product TEPSIN adaptor related protein complex 4 accessory protein (gene tepsin). Bases 1388 to 3073 code for a protein of 561 amino acids. Gene Ontology annotation, cellular component: trans-Golgi network membrane. The record is from RefSeq and is a predicted model, not a curated record. Lineage: Eukaryota; Metazoa; Chordata; Lepidosauria; Squamata; Anolidae. The transcript is spliced from 13 exons.
GGUUUGAAUUUUGCUUGGUUGAAAACUUUCCUACAUUCAGGUUGUGAUAGGAAAGCUAGACAGAACCGAGGAGAACCCCCUCACAUGUAUCUAUCAGAGAAAAAUCUUUGUUUAAUGUCUCAAUAUUAAGAUAUAUAAUGUGCAUAAAUGGUUUGAAAGCUUUCCUUUAUUUUGUUUAUGUAAGAAUUGGGCCUGCCUCCUAAACACCGUAUACAUUGAUCUAGGCUUAAAGUUGAAUGGAGAUUCUUCUUGCUUGCAAACAGAAGUUCAAAAUCUAUAAUCGACAUUGAGUUGCCAGUAUCAGCUAAAGCAGAAUUGUGAAAUCAAAGGAAUUUAAAUAGUUUUGGACUUACUGCUCAGUUGGUGAUUCAGUUGAUCUAGCAGUUUGAAUUAAAUCAGAAUGCCCAGUGUUAAUAAAAUACAUUUGUGAAGCUUGUUUCUGAAAGGUAUCAGAUUUUACAGGAAUCAGGGGAAGAGGGGCUGUGCUGAGGGUAUUAAUUAUUUUGCUAUAAAAUGCCAUUUCUCAACCCUGUAGCAAAGUGAUUUCGUAGGUUUUGAUCUGUACGUAAUAUUCUACUCCUAGCCAAUAAUGUGCUGCCACCUAUAUAUUACUGGGCUAGAGGAAUAUGAGCUGUUAGGAUCACAACCUAAUGGCGAUUAUGACCUGUUAAGAUCAUAACCUAAUGGGUAGCAGAGUUUCAGUGGUGUUCCUUUAGUUUAUUGGGUAUUGGAAGAUCACUGGGUGUGUAAAUCUCUUGUUUUUAUUUCACACUCUCAGCAGACAAAGUUUCUAGUAAGGCUUCUUUAAAAUAACAUGUUUGUUUUACUCAUAAUUUCCAUGUAUUUAAAUAUACAGGUACAUUUCUUUUCAGGUUAAACUUUAAAAGUUUCAGCUUGUAUUUUUAAUUUAUAAUCUUAAGCAGCCUCUUUAAAAUAUAUUGCUUUGUACAGCUCUCGUUAAUAACCAUCUACUUCCAAGGAACUCAAGCCUCAACUGACUUCUAACUCCUAACAUUGGCUUCUGCACUCUAACAGACUCAAGCCUCAAUAGUCAUUUCUUUUAAAACUGAAUAUUCUAACAGUCACUGAACCAGUCAUAUGGUCUGCAGCCCCUCCAACUGCUUCAAGUAUAUAGAGCUAAGGAAACUGCAAACCAAAGAAGACCUACACUUCAGGAAAUAAAUCAAAACAUUAUAAACAGACAAAACAUUAGAUUGAGGAAGCUUGAGAAGGUUGCUAUCUUUUUUUUCCUUCUUUUUUGGAUUUGGUACCUUUUGGAAACAAACCACAUUUGUCCAUGGUGGAGAUCUUUGUUGGCGGCAGUGAAACAUCCACACCUUGACCCUCUCCCUGUGCCAGCUGCCUACUCUGAUCAAAGGCACCUCAGAUGAUGAAGCCCCAUGUCCAGGGUACCUCUUUGAAGAGAUUGCCAAUUUCGCAUGAGUCAGCAGGAAGCAGCCACUGUCUUCUCGAGUAUCUCCUCAAUCGCCUUCAGAACUGCUCCUGUCACGUCAAGCUGAAGGUACUCAAGAUUUUGUUGCACAUGUGCAGCCAUGGCUCCUCCCACUUCCUCCUGCAGCUCAAGCGGAAUUCAUCCUUCAUCCAAGAAGCCACAGUGUUCUCUGGGCCUCCUGAUCCUCUCCAUGGCAACAACUUGUAUCAGAAGGUGCGGAUGGCUGCACAGGACUUGGCAAGCACUUUAUAUUCGGAUGCUUUGUUGCCCCAGCCUGCUUCGCGUCCACCUAAAGAUCUCCCUUCAACAGGAAUGGGGUCCAAGACCAGCUCUCACAGUUCCCUCCAGGGCUUUGGUUUUGAAAGAAGCAGUUCCACCUCCACUGGCAAAGUUCUGUUGGCCACCAUCCAGAAAGCAGCUGAAGUGGUUGCCACUGCCAUGCUUUCUGGUCAAGAGCUGACUAGUCCUUCCAACCGGGAGUUGACAGAUGAUGCCUAUGAACCAGUCAUGGCUCCUUCUUCUGGCAAAAGCACCACCUUGCAAACAAAGACACCUACUGUUGCUGUUCAUAAGAUGCGUGCGAACCAUCAACCAGGACAAGUAGGAGGCGGGUGGGAAGAAUUGGACAACGGGCAAAGCUCCCAGAAUUCUUUGCAGAACAGCGAGCUCAGCAGGACUUCUGGAUCCUACAGCAAGUCAGGCAGCGACAACCACUCAGGGGUUCAAGAGCCAGGGAGUAUAGUGGAAAGAAUGGAAACUGAAAACUUUGCAGAUUGCCUGCAGGAAGUGAGCCUUGUCAGCAAACUAACCAAUGGCUCAAAGGUCUUCUUGACACGUGAAGAAACCCAGCAUUUUAUCAAGGAAUGUGGUUUGCUGAACUGUGAAGUGGUCUUGGCUCUUCUUAGCCGAACUCUGAAGGACCCCAGCGAGUGCAUCUGCAUGAGAGCCAUGUGUGCCAUCUAUUCCCUUAUGUGUUCUGACUUGCUCUCCCAUGAUCAGAUAUUUGCUGUUGCCCAGCCAUACUUGCAGGAGCUCAGUCAAAAAAGCCCUGGGCCCGUGGCCAACAAAGCAACAAAGAUCUUGCGCCAGUUUGAAGCCCUUAACAGGACCCAUCCUACAUCCAAGAGCUCACUCCCAGAUGGCAACCACUGUGUUCCUGCCAAGACCUCCCUCGCGCAUGCAGAUGAUCUGUUGACGGACGUGAUGCCCUUUGCCGGAGAAACUGUCCUCACACCCAUGAGCCUGUCAACACUAUCCUCUCAAACACCUAAUCUUCUCACAAGUGACACAUCCCUGUCAGAAGGGCAGGGACUGGAAUCUGUCUCCUCAGGCCAAUGCGAUAUCCUGCCACUGAGUGUCAGCCAGAAGAGAGAAGAAGAAUGCAGGCUCCAAAACUCUGAACCCCAAGAAGACAGACCCCAAAGGGGUGACCCAGAUGGCACUGUUUCCUUGUUUGCAGGUAUGGAGCUAGUGGCACCUUCAAGUCUGAUGCUGGCAACAGUGGAAAUUGAUGAGCAGGAAUGCUUCUUGCCAGCUCCAAGGACCGCAUCAUGUACUGAAAACACCAGGAGCAGUGAAGAUAACCAGAAGAUGUCUGUUUUUUCAUUCCUCAAUACAUAGCAGUUCCAACUCAAAACAGGCGAGAUAACAAGAAACUGGUAUUGGUUCACUUCUCCUCAUGGUGGUGUGGUUGCUUUCUUCACCUGUCUUUAUUGAGACAAGGCUGAUUCUCAGUUGCUUGUCCAAUCACUUUGUUUUGUUUAUGUUGUUAAUCCUAAAGAGUGGAGACUGUACUAGCAUCCCCAUAGCAUCAUUUGCUUACAUGAAAAAGAAGUGCAGUGUUGUGUGGAUUCUGGGCUGUAUGGCUGUGUUCUAGCAGCAUUUUCUCCUAAUGUUGCUGGCAUUUUCAGAUGAUCAUGCUAGAACAUGUCCAUACAGCCCGGAAAUCACACAACACCCCAGUCAUUCUGGCCGUGAAAAGCUUCGGCAAUACAUAUGAAAGACAAGAUUUGAAUCCUCAUUUUAUUAUAUGUAUAUAAUCAGAAGUGGUUUUCUCAAGUGACAAACAAAGCACAAUAGACAAACAAUAUGGUCUGUUUUCACUAUAGCACUGAGCUGGUUUCUUUAGAAGCUGUAGAAAUAUCACCUUUUGUUUUAUUUUUUUACUGUUAAAAUGGUACUGAUUUCUAUCUGAAUAAUGUGUCUGAAUAAUAAUUCAGGCUAUGUUUUGUUCCUCCCUGUCCGUUUGACCUGAAAUCUUGAAUAUAAGAAGUCGGCUCGGUCCAUGCUAUCACUCCUUGUAUUUGCUACUACCAAGCUAAUUGGUGAAGGGAAAAAAGCUGACACUGAUUUUUUUGUAGCCAACAAUUUGUACUAUCCUUCAAUUUUAUUUAUUUUUAUUAUGCCUUUUACCAGACUGGGAGCUGAAGUGGCAUAUGAAAGUCAAAACAAAUAUAGCUACAGUUCACAUCGUAAAAAAAAAGAAAGAAUAUCACACAAAAGCAUAAGAUAUAUCUCCUUAGGUGAUAUAUGUAUGGCUUACAAUUCACUGAAUUAUCUAGCCAGCAUGGCAAUGCCAAUCAAAUGUUUGAGUUACUGGGAAGUGUUGUCCAAAAAAAGUAACUUCUCAACUGUUACCACAAUACUACACGAUCACCAAGUGGCUUAGAGUUACUUAAUUUUGUUUGAAACAGAGCUAAUUCCUGUAGUAAAAAUCUCUUUCUUCCAUCUCCCUUCUCCAGUGUCAUGUGCAGAUGGGGAAGUGCUUCACAUGUGUCCAGGCCUAGGAAUACUAUAUUCUACAUGGGGCAGAGACAGUGAGAGAUAGUCAAGCCUUUGGCUCUCCAGAAGUGUUAGACUGUAUCCUAGACACUGCAGGCAGUGGUAGGAGAUGAUGGGAGCCAUAACCCAAAAUGCUUGGAGGUUCGAAGGUUUCCCAGCACAGAUUUAAAGUGCAACAUGCUGUAUAUAUGUAUAUACUUUAAUCAGCCAUAGGAAGAAUUGUCUAUGCUUGUCAAUCAAUUCAAAAAAAUGAGCUUUGGCACUGAAAAUUGAUACCAGACAGAAAUGUUUUGCUACAAAUUAAACCUGACUUUUUACCACUGGUACUAAUAAUAACAUCUACUCUUGUACAAAAGUAUACAACUGCUAGCAAAUAAGAUGGGCAAAUCAUCCAUGCUCAGAAGGCCUCUGGUCAUUUCUAAGAAGUUUUGGUGAAAAUACUGAAAAGCUAUUUAAAAUGGAAUGGGUAGGUGCGAGACAGAGAGAAAUCUUCAGUGGAUGUAGGUAUCACCCAUGUUGUUGUUGCUGCAGCCAUCUCAGUGGGGGCGAAAUUUGUGAUAGUCUUGAGUGCUGGGUCAAGGAUUAAUUUCCUAGCAACUGUCCUUGCCUGCUUGGAAAACAGUAGCUUACUGAUAACAGGAGCUCCAGCUGGCAUGUCACCAUGUAACUGAAUUCAUAGUUCUUUGGAGGUCUGCCUAGAUAAGGCAAGCAUCUGGAAACAAGGAUCUUUGAUUUCAUUUAUCUACAUAAGAGCAUUUUAAUACCACUUUCGGUGGUUGGUUGGUUUUUAAUCUGAGUACUUUAAUUAAUAACAGUAAAUCCAAUUACUAAAAUGUAAGUGAUUGCUUUAUAUAAUUAAUUUUACAAACUGUUUUACUACAUGAACAGGAAAAUGCCUAGGAAAAUUGGUAUUCUGUUAAUAGCAGAAACAUACAGCAAUGGCAACCUUACUGGGAAAAUCAUUUUGCAUAGUGGGUACUGCAACAAAGUAAGUAAGUAAGUAGUAAAACUUCAUUUAUAUACCUCCCUCUCUCCCCAAAGGGACUCAGGGUGGUUUACAAACAUAAAAACAGCAACAUACAUUACAUAAGUAGCACAAUAUACAUACUAAAACAAAAUUAAAAACCUAAACAACUAGUAAAACAGUGGCUAUCUUCUGAAUAAAAAAUAAAACAAGCCUUGCUCAGCUAUAAUAUGGUAAUCAGAGCUCCCUCACCUCCUAGAAGUUUGGAAAGAGCACACCAUAAUGUCCUUAAAAAAUAUUGAGACCAGGAUACUCCUUUCUUUCCACACUGAACAAAACAUUAAUAAAAUCCUUCAUACUCCUACCAGUACUCACAAUAAGUCCUUUCUAAAUCUUGUCACUAUCACAGAUAGAAUGCUAGACGCUAAGUCUUUCAUGGUGGCUCUUACGUAGUGCUGGAUUUUAUAAUUAUUACUAUUGUGGUUCUCCUUAUUUUAUGGCCAAGUAAAGGAGGGUUAUUUCCAGUUGCAUGGAAUUUAACCAACAGUGUAAGGCAAGUCUGAAUGCCUAUGAGAAGCAGGAAAGGGCUCUCUCCUUUGCUGCAUUAAUUUUCACAAAAAUUCCUUUUUCUGUUUGAUGUUGAUGGUGUUGGUUCUUCAAAAGCAGAAUUUUCCAUCUGCAAACACCUGACUCGAGCCCUGAUUUGCUAUAGAUUAUAGACCACUUCAAAAGAAAUUGACUCUGUAUAUAGACACACACAAACAUACAUGCAAAAGCAUGGCAAAGUCUACUCCAGAAAUAAGACUUUUCCAGGCUAUAGUAAAAUUGUUUAAAUGAUAUGUUUUGCACUCCAGGUGCUGGCCUGUUAUUAAUUCUACAAUACUGAUUUGUUCAUUUUUCUGAGAAAAGUGCAUUUAACUAAUGCAUAUCAUUCCCUGGUUUAUUCAAUCAAGACCUUGAAUUCAGUUGGUCAUCCUGCCUUAAGGCAAGCCAGGAACAGACGAGAUGUAACACAAUCCUAGCCAUGUUUACUCAGAAGUAAAUCCCACUAGGUCUACUUGGGCUUUUUUCCUAAUAAGCGUGUAUCGAAUUGCAGCCUUAAUUUCCCCCCUGCUCAACGUGAUCUGUCAGUGAUGUGGAUGGUCUGGGCCUUUUCAUCCCACCUGGAUCUAGUCUGUUGUUUAUCUCCAUGCAGACUCUGCAACAUGAUCUCAUUUUGAUUUAUAUCUCCUGGGUUGCACGCAUUUGCUCUUUCAAAUGUGCUGCCUAUUCUCAUUUGUCACAGCUGUUCCUGUAUUUGUGGAGCGCAGGGAUGCCUAAUAAAAAUGACAUACACAGACUGA